This is a messenger RNA of Spodoptera exigua (beet armyworm), 603 nucleotides long. Lineage: Eukaryota; Metazoa; Arthropoda; Insecta; Lepidoptera; Noctuidae. The record is from the annotation of a GenBank genome assembly.
AUGAGACUUCUAGCCAUUGAUGCCGAGCGUCACGCGGCUCAAAGAGCUGCUGCGACCUUUCAACAGUCCCAAGCUCGCCAAAUCAUUGAUGCCGAGCGUCACGCGGCUCAAAGAGCUGCUGCGACCUCUCAACAGUCCCAAGCUCGCCAAAUCAUUGAUGCCGAGCGUCACGCGGAUCAAAGAGCUGCUGAGACUUCUCAACAGACCCAAGCUCGCCAAAUCUUAGAUGCUGAGCAUCAAGCUUCGUACAUAGCCGCAGAGACCUCCGAAGAAACACGUAGACGACGUUUAAUUAAUGCCGAGCGGCAAAGGAGACGUACGUUUACGAUGAAUACGUGGGAGGCAUUUGCCGAUGCUGCUUUUAACUAUGAUCUGUUACUUGAUUACUUUAAUCAUCGAUUAGUCCUCAUAGAUAGAAUGGUCAAUAAAUGCAGACACUGUGAGGCACUCAAGUGGAAGGAAGAGACCCUAGCCAGGGUUGCGGGUAAAAAUCGCAAUGAUGUACAGCUCUCACCAAACUUUGUGGCCGCCCUGAAUAUGGUCGCGAGUCCGAACUUGCGCAUGGUACAGUCCAAUGGGCAAUACGUAAUCAACCAAUAUUAG